GCGAUGGCGCGGAGCCCGGGACGCCCGAGCGCCCUGCUGCUGGUCCUGAUCUGCUUCCACUUUGGAAAUGGACUUCACUUAGAGGCCUUAAACACAAGACAUGAAAACAAGCUGCUUCCUAAACAUCCUCACUUAGUGCGGCAAAAGCGGGCCUGGAUCACUGCCCCGGUGGCUCUUCGGGAGGGAGAGGAUCUGUCCAAAAAGAAUCCGAUUGCCAAGAUACAUUCUGAUAUUGCAGAAGAAAGAGGACUAAAAAUUACAUACAAAUACACUGGAAAAGGGAUUACAGAGCCACCAUUUGGUAUCUUUGUCUUUAAUAAAGACACCGGAGAAUUGAACAUUACCAGUAUUCUUGAUCGAGAAGAAACACCAUUUUUUCUGCUAACAGGUUAUGCUUUGGAUGAAAAAGGAAACAGUGUAGAAAAACCAUUAGAGCUACGCAUUAAAGUUCUUGAUAUCAAUGAUAAUGAGCCAGUGUUCACGCAGGACAUCUUUGUUGGAUCUGUCGAAGAGUUGAGUGCAGCACAUACGCUUGUGAUGAAAAUCAGUGCAGUAGAUGCAGAUGAACCCAAUACUAUGAACUCAAAAAUUUCCUAUAGAAUCGUCUCUCAGGAGCCUGCUUAUCCCCCGGUGUUCUACCUAAAUAAAGACACAGGGGAGAUUUACACAACCAGUAUUACCUUGGACAGAGAGGAACACAGCAGCUACACUUUGACGGUAGAAGCAAGGGAUGGUAAUGGACAAGUAACAGGCAAACCUGUGAAGCAAGCUCAAGUUCAGAUUCGUAUUUUGGAUGUGAAUGACAACAUACCUGUAGUUGAAAAUGAAGUGUAUGAAGGGACGGUUGAAGAGAAUCAAGUCAAUGUGGAAGUUAUGCGCAUAAAAGUGUUCGAUGCAGAUGAAAUAGGCUCUGAUAACUGGUUAGCAAAUUUUACAUUUGCCUCAGGAGGCGGAGAGGGUUAUUUCCACAUAGAAACAGACACUCAGACUAAUGAAGGAAUUUUGACCCUUAUUAAGGAAGUAGAUUAUGAAGUAAUGAAGAAUCUUGACGUCGGCAUUAUUGUCACUAAUAAAGCAGCUUUCCACAAGUCCAUUAGGAAUAAAUAUAAGCCAACCUCCAUUCCCAUCAAAGUCAAAGUGAAAAAUGUGAAAGAAGGCUUUUAUUUGAAAAGCAGCACAAUCUCUGUCCACGCUAGUGAGAGCAUGGAAAGAUCAAGCCGAGGGCAAGUAAUCGGGAAAUUUCAAGCUUUGGAUGAAGACACAGGACGCCAAGCCCGUGUAAAAUAUGAAAAACUGGAAGAUAUAGACAAUUGGGUCUUUGUGGAUUCUGUCACAUCUGAAAUUAAACUUGCAAAAAUUCCUGAUUUCGAAUCUAGAUACGUCCAUAAUGGUACAUACACUGUAAAGAUUUUGGUUAUAUCAGAAGAUCAUCCCAGAAAAACCAUUACUGGCACCGUUGUUAUCACAGUUGAAGAUAUCAAUGACAAUUGUCCCAUGCUGGUGGAACCAGUGCAGAAUAUCUGUAACGACGUACAGUAUGUGAACGUUACUGCAGAGGACCCAGAUGGAUACCCAAACAGCGGACCUUUCCGUUUCUCUAUCAUUGACAAGCCACAAGGAAUGGCAGAAAAAUGGAAGAUAGUACACCAAGAAAGUACCAAUGUGCUGUUGCAGCAAAGCGAGCAGAAGCUCGGGAGAAGUGAAAUUCAGUUCCUGAUUUCAGAUAACCAGGGCUUCAGCUGCCCUGAGAAGCAGAUCCUUACACUUACGGUUUGUGAGUGCCUGGAUGGCAGCGGCUGCGUGGAAGCUUUUCGUGACUCCUAUGUGGGCCUGGGACCCGCAGCAGUGGCGCUUAUGAUAUUGGCCCUUUUGCUCCUGCUACUUGUGCCACUUUUACUGCUGGUAUGCCACUGUGGCGAGGGUGCCAAAGGCUUUACCCCCAUACCUGGCACCAUAGAGAUGCUGCAUCCCUGGAAUAACGAGGGAGCGCCACCUGAAGACAAGGUGGUGCCUUCACUUCUGCCAGUGGAUCAAGGGGACAUUCUGGCAGUAAGAAGUGGAGCAGGCGGUCUAACCAAGGAACUCACCAUGAAAGGAAGCAACUCUGCUUCCGUUGCCAAAGGGCAACACGAAAUGUCUGAGGUGGACGGAAGAUGGGAAGAACACAGAAGCCUUCUUUCUGGUGAAACUACUCAGGUCACAGGGACAACAGGGAUCAUCAUGGGCCCUGAAACCAUAAGGACCACACGAGCCAUGGGGGCUUCCAGAGACAUGGCUGGAGCUCGAGCAGCUACUGUGGUAUUGAAUGAGGAAUUCUUAAGAAGUUAUUUCACUGAUAAAGCGACAUCUUACACUGAGGAUGAUGAAAAUCAUACAGCCAAAGAUUGCCUUCUGGUUUAUUCUCAGGAAGAAACUGAAUCUUUACACGGUUCCAUUGGCUGUUGCAGUUUUAUUGAAGGAGAGCUAGAUGACCGCUUCUUAGAUGACUUGGGACUGAAAUUCAAGACACUAGCUGAAGUUUGCUUGGGCCAAAAAAUAGAUACAGAUAUGGAAAUUGAGCAGAGGCAAAAAUCUGUCACAGAAACAAGCAUGAACACAGCUUCACGUUCACUCUAUGAGCAAACUAGGGUUAACGCAGAGAACGCCCACUUCUCUGGCAGUAGCUUUCCAGUUGCAAAACCUUUGCAUGAAGCAAAGGCUGAGACAGUAACCCAGGAAAUAGUCACGGAAAGAUCUGUGUCUUCCAGGCAGGCUCAAAAGGCAGCUCCACCCCUUCCUGACCCACUGGCUUCUGGUAAUGUUAUAGUGACAGAAACUUCGUAUGCCACAGGCUCCACGGUGCCACCAAGCACUGUGAUCCUGGGUCCCAGACAGCCACAAAGCCUUAUUGUGACAGAGAGGGUGUAUGCCCCAGGGCCUACCUUGGUAGAUCAGCAUUAUGCUAAUGAAGGCAAGGUCAUCGUUACGGAAAGAGUAAUCCAGCCAAAUGGGGGCUUGUUGAAUCCCCUGGAAGAUACUCAGCAUUUGCAAGAUGCAGGUUACGUCAUGGUGAGGGAAAGAGAGAGCUUCCUUGCCCCCAGCACAGGUGUCCAGCCCCCUUUGGCCAUGCCUAGUGUCUCAGUAGGACAGAAUGUGAUAGUGACAGAAAGAGUUCUAACACCCGCUUCCACUCUGCAGUCUAGUUACCAAAUUCCCACCGAAAACUCAAUGAAGGCUAGAAAGACCCUGGUAUCCGAAGCCGGAGUCACUGACCCCCCACCAAAUUUCGGUGUAGAGAAAUCUGGCCAUUCUAAUUCUACCAUAACCACAUCUUCCACCAGAGUCACCAAGCACAGCACUCUACAGCACUCAUACUCCUAAACAGCAGUCAGCCCCAAACUGACCCAAAGUUUAACUAGCAGUGACUGAUUUCCUGCUUUCAAUAGACCUGGCUUUUCAAGAGCCUUCCAGACAUGCAGAGACACAUAUACAUGGAGCUUAAAAUGUUUCUGAGUACUGAUGUGCAAAGGGCCACACCGUCUCUGCUCUCA
This is a messenger RNA of Carlito syrichta (Philippine tarsier), 3530 nucleotides long. It is a transcript of the gene DSG2, whose product is annotated as desmoglein 2. Lineage: Eukaryota; Metazoa; Chordata; Mammalia; Primates; Tarsiidae. The coding region runs from base 4 to 3360 and encodes 1118 amino acids. Gene Ontology annotation, molecular function: calcium ion binding. The transcript has 15 exons. The record is from RefSeq and is a predicted model, not a curated record. Gene Ontology annotation, biological process: homophilic cell-cell adhesion. Gene Ontology annotation, cellular component: desmosome; plasma membrane.